Macrosteles quadrilineatus (aster leafhopper) is the source of this 2466-nucleotide messenger RNA. Its product is annotated as glycine receptor subunit alpha-2-like. Lineage: Eukaryota; Metazoa; Arthropoda; Insecta; Hemiptera; Cicadellidae. Gene Ontology annotation, cellular component: membrane; synapse; neuron projection. Gene Ontology annotation, biological process: chemical synaptic transmission; regulation of membrane potential; signal transduction. The transcript is spliced from 9 exons. The record is from RefSeq and is a predicted model, not a curated record. Gene Ontology annotation, molecular function: extracellular ligand-gated monoatomic ion channel activity; neurotransmitter receptor activity; transmembrane signaling receptor activity. Bases 7 to 1392 code for a protein of 461 amino acids.
CGGGACAUGAGGCUGCCCUGUGUGCGGCCUGUGGCCCUGGUCCUACUGGUCAUCCUCAGUGUGUCUCGAAAUGCCUCCUGCAAUCGAAACAAACUGUACAUCCUCGACGACGACUACAACAACAAUCUCCCCCCGGAGAAGAAUAUGACAGUGGCCAUUUCGUUGUUCAUCAACAGGGUGUCUGCUGUCGACGAAAGUAAAGAGGAGAUAUCGCUGGAGGUGUUUCUCCAAGUGUACUGGACGGACCGACGUAUCAGGAUCGCUGACAACAUGUCUGGAGAGGAUCACCUGGAGCUGACGUGGGGGAAGGAGAACAGCUUCUGGGUGCCAGACCUGUACAUCCGCCAGCUGAGAGAGAUGAAGGUUCUCUCGUUGUUCCAGGACAUGACCUCUGUGCGGCUGUUCCGCAACCAAACCAUGCGUGUCAGCAUAGGAGCGACUGUGAUAAUCAAAUGUGAUAUGGACUUCGUGUUGUACCCUCUGGAUGUUCAGGAGUGUGCAGUGGACUUCAGCAGUUACAAAUACACAGCUGAUGACAUGAAGUUUGUCUGGCGCAACGAUCCUCCUCUCAGCUUCCCCUCGGACUUCGGCGAUGGUUACCGACUGCCUAAAUACGUCGUCUCCUUCGUAACUGAGAACAAAACACACAACGUCUUCUAUGGCGAAGGCAACCACUCGACCGCCCGCAUGAAGAUGACAAUGAGCCGAGAGAUACGGAGCCACCUGCUAGAGACGUAUCUGCCAAGCACUCUGUUUGUCAUCAUGUCGUGGGGUGGGUUUGUCGUCAUCCCCGAGGUGGUGCCAGGCCGCAUGGUGUUGUUGGUCACCACUCUUCUGUCAUUGGUCACAAUGUUCGACACUGUCAGGAACAAUUCCCCCAGCGCACUUGAACUGAAGUGCAUCGAAGUCUGGCUCAUCUCCUGCACUCUCUUUGUGUUUUUUGCACUUAUUGAGUAUUUCAUCGUCCUGUUUGGCAUCCGCUAUGACAAACACUGGCGACACAAGAAGAGGGAUCUGGAGCUACAGCUACAAUCGUCCAAUCAUGCGAUGCCUCCGCCUGAUAAGGCCUCUAGGUUAAGGCUCUUCGGCGGCAGUAAGGUACAUCCCCAUCAUGCACGCUUAGAAAUCCUCAGCGGCCGUAGAGGAAAUCCAGGAAACUCUCGAAACUCCAACGGAGACGAGGCAAGGAACAACACGGAGGCUGGCCAGUCGGAGUCUGAACAGAAGCCCAAACUGCGAGCUGUCACUGAAUACCUGAUCCUGUACUGUGGAUCACAGCGAGGUACAAUUGACCAAGUAUCUCUCGCAUUGUUCCCUCUCAGCUUCCUGGUGUUCACUGUUGUCUACUGGGUCACGUACCUGAACGAGGCCAAGCAACGGCACGUCACGUGACGUCAGUCCUCCAAACAACAGCACCAAACAACAGAAAAAUGCGAGACAAUCGUUCUAGCACUAAGCUUUUAAAUGAAAACUACACAGUUUAUGGUUGUAAAAAGGUACACUAGAUUUGCUUAUUUGUUUAAGCCCAGACAAGAAUUCUUUAGGAUAUACUAGCGAGACAUCAUACACUUUUUGAUAAACAAGUAUGAGCUUAGAUUAGUCGGAGGACUUUUGCUGAUUCAAACUGUCAAGAGAAUCAAUUUUAGUAUAUAUCGGCCUGUCUGUCUGCCACCUCAGUGCUUUACCAUCUUAAACCAGGCGAUUUCUAUCAACAAGUGCUUGCAUUUUACUUUAAUAUGUCUGCAUAAGAAUUAUUAUUCAAGUAGGGUACAGACUUUUUUAUUGCAGCUUAAAGUUUACACCGAAGCUCAAUUAAUUGUAUUCAGUAACUUUACUAUUUCCAGUUGCCCCCUUGACCUAAUCUUUGUUGUAUUUGAGUGAAUGAUGACAGAAAAAAGAAUUAAGGAUGACUGAUACUGUGGUAAUGGAGUGGUUGAUCUAAAACCCAAUAUGUGAUUGGUGUACUCCAACCCUAAACAAUUUUGAUUCAAUCAAUGGAAUUCUCUGUGCUACCGGCCAUAAGCAUUCAUGUGUAUAUUUUUCAUAAACUUACGCUGUAAAAAUAUUUAAAAAAUAUGGACAUUUUGUUGUUUUACAUAAAUGCUGUUAUUGGAACAGAAACGAGAAACAAUGCAGUUAAACUGAAAUUUGUGUUCUGAAAGGUCUUAAAAUUAGUGUAAAUUCAAUGUGUUUGCAUGUCUAAGUUAUGUCUCAGUCUCAGUAUUGUUAUCAAAAUCAAUAUAUGAGGAUGGUGAAGCCAUUUAAAAAAAAUAGUGGAUGAAUCUCUUGCAACUGUGUGAUACUGUCAACAUUUGAUCCCUCCCUUAGUGUUUGACACUAUAGGUGAUGUGGCAUUAAAGAUUUCAUAGUUUAUAAUAGGUUUUUAUUUAAAUUUUGCUUGAAUAAAAAGAUAGUCUAUUUGAUAGAAUCAAUACAUUCAAUUUGAUUGAGUGCACAACACUCUGU